AUGGCUUCUUCAGCUGCCACGCGAAUUCGUCUAAAGAGCCUUAUGUAUGUCUGGUAUACACAUGCUGAUAUCGAAAAGACAGACGAUUUCUUGACCGACUUUGGCCUCAUCAAAGUGGAAAAAAAGUCGGACAAGAUCUGGUAUCGCGGUUUCGGUGAAAGCCCUAUUUGCUACAUCUCCGAGAAGUCCGAAAAUGGGAGGCCGGCUUUUCUCGGCGGCGGCUGGAGUGUUGACACCUAUGACGACCUCCAAGCUGCCGCUCAAUUGCCCGGUGCGUCUCCCAUUUCAAAGGCCGAUCAUGUAAUAGGAGGCGACAAGGUCACGCUGAGUGACCCUGCUGGAGGCUUGGUUCACCUUCACUGGGGCCACCGAGAACGCAAGAUCGCCAAAGACGAGGUGCCCAAGAAGUUGACUUACAACACGUGGGACACAAAGUCUCGCAAAGGAGAGUUCCAACGCUUCGAUGACGGACCGAGUGACAUCCACAAAUUGGGACACUAUGGUUAUGAAGUAAACCAUGCAGACUUUGAGAAGGUCCGCCAAUGGUACUUCGACACUCUCACGCUCACAGCGACCGAUUCUCUCUUCAAUCCACAGAACGGGAAAGAUAUCAUGACAUUCAUGCACCUCGAUAAAGGUGAAGAGUACGUUGACCAUCACAUUUUUGACUACUGGUUCGAUACUGAUGCGUUCGUACUGGAGCAUUAUGCGGACGGGGAUUUGGUGAAUUGCAACAACCCACCUCAGCGCGAGCCAGCUUCACCAGACAACAUUGCUGUAUGGGCACCCAUGUUGCCACUUGCGUUUCUCACCCGAAACAAGGAGGACAUUGGCAAGGCUCCUGGGCCGCCUCCCGGUGCAGGUGGGCCACCGAAGUCAGUGUCGUCUUGA
This is a messenger RNA of Colletotrichum fioriniae, 891 nucleotides long. Lineage: Eukaryota; Fungi; Ascomycota; Sordariomycetes; Glomerellales; Glomerellaceae. The record is from RefSeq and is a predicted model, not a curated record.